UCGAGGUGAAUACAGUUCAGUUGAUAACAGGACAUUGGAUACUGUGGAAAUGUACAGCUAAUUUGUGUUAUAAAUAUUUAUAUUGUUUUAAAUUGUGACUUGUAAUUGUUUAAUUACAAUAAUUUAAUUCAGUCGUAUGUGUUUAUGUCAUCUUAACAAUAAUCAAUAUGAUUAAACUAACAUUAAGCGAAGCAAUGAAGAUCGGAUUUAUCGGAGGCGGCAGAUUAGCGUUCGCGUUGGCUAAUGGCUUCAUAUCUGCAGGUCUGGCGAAACCAGAUGAAAUCUCAGCCAGUUGUCAUCCUUCAGACACGACCAGUGCUGAUGCAUUUAAGGGUUUAGGAGCAACAGCUUUCUUUGAAAAUAAGCCUGUCGUGGAGCGGUCAGAAGUUGUGAUAGUUUCUGUGAAGCCUGACGUCGUGGUACCAGCGCUUCGGGAGAUAAAAGAUUUACCAGCUUCGAAAAACAAACUGUUCAUAUCCGUAGCCAUGGGCGUUUCGACAACUACAAUUGAAAAGACAUUGCCAUCAGAAGCCCGUGUAAUCCGAGUAAUGCCAAACACUCCGGCGCUAGUCAAGGAAGGCGCGGCGGCGCUGAGCCGGGGUUCCAGGGCGACUGCUGACGAUGCCCAACUGACCGCGAAGCUGUUCCGCGCUGUCGGCACCUGUGAUGAAGUGCCAGAGUACCAGAUGGAUGCUGUCACGGCAUUGAGUGGCAGUGGACCAGCUUAUGUAUACAUGCUAAUAGAAUCUCUAGCAGACGGCGGUGUGCGUUGCGGGUUGCCCCGUGAUCUGGCACUGAGACUGGCCGCUCAGACGACACUGGGUGCGGCGGCUAUGCUUCGUACUGGCGGACACCCUGCCGCUAUGAAGGACAACGUCACAAGUCCAGGGGGAUCAACUGCGGAAGGGACAUAUCAUCUUGAACAAAACGGAUUCCGAUCUGCUGUAAUUGGUGCGGUAAUGGCAGCGACAAACAGAUGUAAAGUGGUGAAUCAACAACUCAAUAAUUAGAUUUAAGGAAAGAUUAUUUGUUAAUUAAUAAAACAAGU
Papilio machaon (common yellow swallowtail) is the source of this 1048-nucleotide messenger RNA. RefSeq names its product pyrroline-5-carboxylate reductase. Gene Ontology annotation, biological process: L-proline biosynthetic process. The transcript has 7 exons. Bases 168 to 1010 code for a protein of 280 amino acids. The record is from RefSeq and is a predicted model, not a curated record. Gene Ontology annotation, molecular function: pyrroline-5-carboxylate reductase activity. NCBI's taxonomy places the organism in Eukaryota, Metazoa, Arthropoda, Insecta, Lepidoptera, Papilionidae.